AUGCCCUGCGUACGAGCCGAUAUAUCAUUUUUUAUUGAAAUUGGCUCAUUUCAUAACAUAGAUUUAUUCCAAAGAGGUUAUUAUCAAAUUCGGUACUAUCUGAAGGCUGGAAGCUCCACGGCUCCUGUAAAUACCUUCGGCCAGUCGGCUAUCGCUAUUUAUCCCCCUGUAAUCUUCGGCGAAAAAACAACUUCUAGUGUUUAUUAUGGACCGAAUAACAAUAACCAACCACUACAACCCAAAGGAUGUAGUACCACAGUACUUAUAAUGUAUCACAAAGAAUCUGCUAGUCUUAACGACGCAUUCGAGCAACAGAUCCAAGUUAACAUUGACAUCAGCCAGCUAGAGGAUAUUUUCAGACAAACCGAGUUACUUUUAUGCGCAGAGCUCUGGUUUGCGGAAGAAAGUGAAAGUGAUAUUAGCAAUGAUAAACUCCAACUAUUAUCGACUCGUCUGAAACGAAUUCAAAUGUCUCCAACUCGCGGUCUUUGCCAUCAAUUCAAUGCUAUUUUUGAUUUUUCUCAUCUCUGCGCCGUCGAAUUCGUUAUUCAAGGCUAUCUCACGAAUAUACUGCCCGGUUUAUAUAGAUCUUCAUCACUUUCAAAUAACCUUCACUCCCUGGCAGCUUACGAAAAUUAUGCCAAACAGAAUUGGAGAGACGUAAUUGGGGGUGGUCCUACUGUUAACUUAAAUAAACGCCACUAUGCCGUUGCCACGCAUAGACAUCUCUGUCAAGCGCUUUUAUCCGCUCGUGAAAGAAUGGUUGUAUUUUGGCAUGAAAUUGCAAUAUUUUUGAGAAGUCCAUUCCAGCCAUCUACAGAAGCUAACGACCUUCGAAGUCUGCUGGAACGUAUCACUUCUCGCUAUCAGCAACUAAAAACGGAGACAGAGAUGGCCAAACAGAUUGCCAGGGAUGUUGCUGAGUUAGCCGGUGAAAAUAUUCUUAUAUUUCGUCAAAUUUGUGAAUUCAUCCACGCCUACCCAAAAGUGGUUCGUCAUAUCAAACGGAAGUCCCAUCAAAUUCGGAUGAAACGAUUGGCUGAGGCAUUCUUUGUACAAGAAUUGCAGAUUCCUCAAAUUUUGGCGGUCUACGAACCAUCCCUCUCGGGGUGUUGCUGUCAUGGAUUAACGGCCGCUCUUGAAAGCAAAGCGAAGAGCAUUCAGAAGUAA
This is a messenger RNA of Rodentolepis nana, 1170 nucleotides long. NCBI's taxonomy places the organism in Eukaryota, Metazoa, Platyhelminthes, Cestoda, Cyclophyllidea, Hymenolepididae. The record is from the annotation of a GenBank genome assembly.